Molecule: messenger RNA, 902 nt
Organism: Nezara viridula (southern green stink bug)
Lineage: Eukaryota; Metazoa; Arthropoda; Insecta; Hemiptera; Pentatomidae
Source: the annotation of a GenBank genome assembly
AUGUUGCCAACAGACAAAGUAGGUGAUUUGGUCGAAAAAUCGAGUGUCGAAUCUGAUGACUUGACCGAGAAAUUCAUCGACAACAGCUACUACUACUUAACACAGUUCUCUUUACUAUAUCUGAAGAUGGAUAAAAAACAUCGCUUACUUAGCACAAUCCAGUUUUUAGUGUACUACGCGAUUAUAGGAUUUCACCUCACCCUUCUCAUACGUACAUCCUUCGCUUUAUUGAGCAUAAACUUUAUCAUUUUCGUCCACAACACCCAUAUUGCGCUCCUUACUAUUCUUGUAGCGACCGUAGUGGUCGAUUUCCAACGGCACCGUAGUGCCUUCUUACAUCUGCACCGAAUGAUAGCUACAGACUUCUAUGACUACCACGAACCAGAACUGGAGGCCGUCUCGAAGAAUCGGGAGGAUAUGCUGCGGCAGAGGAGACGCCUUGCCGUGGUUCCGGUCUCUUCCUGUAUAGCCAGCGGUGCGGCUCUCGUUCUGGCCAACGUCUUGGAUAGGCUGGGCACCUUCGACUUCAACAAGACGGAUGAUCUCGUCAGUGAAGAUCUUCCUUAUGGCUUUGGGGUGUACCCUUACAACACGAAAGACGGUCCUGGAUAUUACAUAUCAUCCCUUCUGCAAGUGAUGCACGCGGUGGUUCUCGCAUCUCCGAUCGGGAUGUCCGGCUGGACGUACAUCGUUCUUACACAAAAUAUUACGUUACAGUUGAAGAUAUUGACGGCGUCAAUUGAAAGUUUGGAAGAGCGCGCCAAGCACAUGUGCGAGCGUGUAAUGAACAGCGCAUACUCUUAUUACAACGUUGUAAAUGCCUUCAACAUUACAGUUUAAAUCUGCCAUCUACUAAAAUUAACUGUGUAGCAAUGUAACAAAUAUAAAUUGAUGAAUUAUUG